UUUCCGUAGUCUACGACACGACCAUCUGUAGUGACGUCAGUUCGUGGAAAUUGUCACACUCAGUGGCAAGAUGGCUACGGAACCAAAUAAGACCGAAAUCCUGACGAUUUUCAAAAGGUUGAGAUCAAUUCCCACGAACAAGGCUUGUUUCGACUGUGCUGCCAAAAACCCGAGCUGGGCGAGCAUCUCCUAUGGCGUCUUCCUGUGCAUCGACUGCUCCGGCAUCCAUCGCUCACUGGGAGUACAUCUCAGCUUCAUCAGGUCCACAGAGUUAGACUCCAACUGGAGCUGGUUCCAGCUCAGAUGUAUGCAGGUUGGAGGGAAUGCCAACGCGACGGCCUUCUUCCGUCAGCACGGCUGCUCCACCAACGACACCAACGCCAAGUACAACAGCCGCGCUGCCCAGAUGUACCGGGAGAAGAUACGGCAGCAGGCAAACGCAGCCUUGUCCAAAUAUGGCACUGAGCUGUGGAUCGAUUCUUCUGCAGGAGCAACAUCUGCUGGUCCUGAGAAGAAGGACGACGACUUCUUUGCUGAACAUACACAGGCUGCCUGUGAGUGGAACAUAGCGCCCCCUGCAGAGCAGAACGGAGCCGCCGUGACCCCACAGCUGGCGGACACGACGCCUAAAGCCCAGGACGACAGCCAACCAGAGGACGGGCCCAGCAUCGAGGGUCUGAGCACGUCGCCCCAGGCGUCUAUGGAGGACUCCAUGCGUUUAUCAGCGCUGAACGGACCGACGCCUAAAGAUGUGAAGCCCUCCAUCAUUGGGAAGAAGAAGCCCAUGGCUGCUAAAAAAGGGCUCGGUGCAAAGAAAGGCCUCGGCGCUCAGAAGGUGAGCAGUAAAAGCUUCUCGGAGGUGGAGAAGCAGGCUCAGGUGGCCGAGAAGCUGCGAGAGGAGCAGGCCACGGAGGCCAAGAAACAGGCGGAGGAGUCCAUAGUGGCCUCCAUGCGGCUGGCCUACAAGGAGCUGGAGAUCGACCGGAAGAUGGAGGAGAAGAAGCUGCAGAACCUGGAGGGGAAGAAGAGGGAGCAGGCGGAGCGGCUGGGCAUGGGCUUCGGCGGCAGGAGCGUGGUGUCUCACUCCGUGAUGUCAGAGAUGCAGGUGAUCGAGCAGGAAACACCUGUGGGGGCCAAGUCCUCGUCCCGCUCCAAGCUGGACAUGUUCGAUGAGCCGGGCUUCACCUCCGGACCUCCUAAGUACAAGGACAACCCGUUCACGGUGGGAGACGCGUUCAGCUCCCGGUGGGACGCUGACGGCGGAACCGCCUCCUUCACCACCUCCUGGGCUCUGGAGAAGGAGGAGCCCAAAGAGGAGGUCACCAUCUCCAGCAUCCAGCCGAUCGGGGAGAGGCUCCCCAGCAGGAGGAAAGCCGAGGCGUCCUCCGGCGUCUCCGAGUCCAGCGAGGCCCGGCAGAAGUUCGCCAACGCCAAGGCCAUCUCCUCAGACAUGUUCUUUGGUCGGGAGAGCAACGCUGAGUACGAGGCCAAGACGAAGCUGGAGAGCCUGUCCAGCAGCACCUCCAUCAGCUCCGCCGACCUGUUCGGAGACGACAGCGACUAUAAAGGCCGGGCGGCGGGCUUCGACAGCGUCCUCCCCUCCGGCCCGGACAUCGCCCAGUUCAAGCAAGGGGUGAAAACCGUUGCCGGGAAGAUGGCGGUCCUCGCCAACGGCGUGAUGAACACCAUCCAGGACCGCUACGGGUCGUACUGAGUGCCGGCGCCGCUCGUGGGAAACGCUGAGGAAGAAGCCAGCCUCCCGACUGACAUGAGCGUUUGGACGGAGCCGGGCGAGACGCAGGAAGCUUUGCAUGGGAAGGACGGCGUCCCCGACUUCUGUCCUCCACUAGAGACAGUAUUCCCUUCUCAUUAGACUUUUAUUUUCAUAAAACCACCAGAAAAUACGGAACCUUUUCUAAAACAACUGCUCUACUGUCCAGAACCUGCUGGUCUUAGAUUUUCAACAUGAGUUUGAAUCUUUAUUUUCUUUAUUCUGAAAUCAGAUGUCUUGAUUCCUAACAUUUAAAGUAUUUGUUUUUCUCGUGAUGUUAAAGCCACGGUGCGGUGUUUUUAGUUUCACUUCAACAGGAAUCCAUCAUGUCUAAAGCUGCUGACUCAGUAAAGUCUGGUUGUUUUUCUCCAUGAAGCACUGAUUUCAGAGCUGAGCUGAAAUCCUCACAGCUUCCUGACCUCUGACCUCUCAUAAAAACGGUUCGAUGCGAUGGAAAGAGGUCGGGACACGCCGACUCCAGCUCAACGCUCUGACUUUGCAUCCUCGCCUCACGCAGCAGGAUUUCCUGCUUGAACCUCACGUCUGCUGCCAGUUUCACGGCUUCUCUCCUGGUUCUGAUACUAAAUGUUCCUCCGGUUGUUUUCGGUUUCAGCUGCAAUAAAUGAAACGGAGCAGACUUGACGUUCAGCAGACGUUUGUGAUUUUCUUUACGUCCCGACCCGAGGUUAUCCGAGCAAAGAGAGGAUCAAGAUAUUUAUUUGUAGGCUACAGAGAACCGUGUUCAGUAUGUUAAUAAAGACGAAAAACCCCGCA
Molecule: messenger RNA, 2545 nt
Organism: Fundulus heteroclitus (mummichog)
Lineage: Eukaryota; Metazoa; Chordata; Actinopteri; Cyprinodontiformes; Fundulidae
Gene: arfgap2
Product: ADP-ribosylation factor GTPase activating protein 2
Exons: 17
Coding region: 71-1714 (547 amino acids)
Biological process (GO): COPI coating of Golgi vesicle
Molecular function (GO): GTPase activator activity
Source: RefSeq, a predicted model, not a curated record